AUGGCGCCGUCGCCUCGACGAAAGGUGCCCCUGGUGGCGUAUAACGAUGUGAAGGAUUCACCGGCGUUAAAAAUGAGCGAGACGCCCGCGAAGCAACGUUUCGAGACGUCUCCGUUGUCCGUUUUGUUGAAACCAAUCUCUCCUCUGAGUGAAAACUCUCCCGAUUGGUCGGACGAGCGCACGCGCGAGGGCGACGCGAGCGCGAUCGGAAGCCCGGAGGAACCGACGACGCCGCGGGGUGACGCGUUGGGCGUGUUCGCGAAGGAGGUGGAUCACGCGGCGCGUUGGGACGUGCGAGCGUUUCCAGCGGACGCGCCCGCGAGCGCGAACAGCGUGGAGGUUCGUCGACGACGCGGGAAGACGAGGAGUGGAGACUUCGAUCGGGAAAACACGUUCGAUCGUGAGUUUGAUUUCGACGACGGGCGUGGCGUUGGUGAUCACGAUGGCGACGGGCAUCCGAUGUUCAGGGUGUUCGGCCGGGACAUCGGAAAGCCUCCGAGAGCGUCGAGCGAGCGCGAGGAGGGAGACGGUCUGGGCAAGACGAGCGGGAGAGGGCGCACGCGCGGGUUGUUUGGAUCUUUCGGGAAUCGGAGCGGUGCAUUCGAGCGCGUGGGGAGCGGAAGUAGUUCGAUGGGCUCAAAGCGAUCAGAUGAAAUCGGGCAACUGUCGCGCAUGAACUCGCUCGCAGAGACAAAGGUGUUGACUUCGACGCUUUUGGUUCGGCAGACGUCUGUGAGCGGUGACGCGCAGUUCGAUUUCGACGAUCACUUUCGAUUCGAGCAGCAGAUCGGGGCGUCUCAAAAUUCUGAGGUUUGGUUGGUGACGAGCAAGGUGAGUGGGAAUGCAUUCGUGGUCAAGAAGUGUUUGCACUCGUUCACCACCGAGGCGCAACGGGCGAAAUACAAACGCGAGGUUGAGGCGGCGGCGUUACUUCCAGAGCAUCCGAACAUCGUGCGCUAUUACCGCUCGUGGCAGCAAGAUCAGCACUUUUACAUUCAGAUGGAGCAUUGUGCGUGCGGCUCGCUCACGAGCGUCUUUGCGCGUCUCCCGCCGCAAACGUUGGUCGCCGAGUUGGACGUCUGGCGACUCGCCGAGCAAACGGCGAGCGGUUUGGCAUUCAUGCAUUUGCAUAGGAUCAUUCACCUCGACGUAAAACCUGAUAAUAUUUACAUCGACGUGAGUGGCACGUGUAAGAUCGGAGAUUUCGGCCUGGCGUACGUGAUGGAGAGCGGUUGGGAUUGGGAAGAAGGCGACGGCGGAUACCUCGCGCCCGAGCUUUUGAAUCUGUUUCCGGGUCAGUAUCCCUCGCCGAGCGCGGACGUAUUCUCACUCGGAGUGACGCUGUACGAAGUGGCGAGCGGACUGAAAUUCCCCAGGGGUGCCACGCCACGCAUGGCGAUUCCUCCGCUUCCGGAAGGGAGGUCCGCGGAGCUCGCGCGGCUCAUCGCCGGAUGCUUGGAUUUUGAUCCGGCAAAACGGGCGACCGCGCAAGAGGUCGCCAACUUCGCGCGCGAGAACGUCGCAGCCCUGGAAAUGGGCGCGACGUCGAUGUAG
Messenger RNA from Ostreococcus tauri, 1554 nucleotides. Its product is annotated as Serine/threonine-protein kinase, active site. The transcript has a single exon. NCBI's taxonomy places the organism in Eukaryota, Viridiplantae, Chlorophyta, Mamiellophyceae, Mamiellales, Bathycoccaceae. The coding region runs from base 1 to 1554 and encodes 517 amino acids. The record is from RefSeq and is a predicted model, not a curated record. Gene Ontology annotation, biological process: protein phosphorylation; DNA replication checkpoint signaling. Gene Ontology annotation, molecular function: ATP binding; protein kinase activity.